AUGUACAUAAACAAGCAAUACUUUGCCUCCCUAACAAUCACCAUCUUGGAACUCCCUGAAAAACAAGAGGGCAACCCUAACUGUCAGAGGGCAGAGAUUGGACUGGAAAUGGGAAGCAAGAGACAGAGCAGAUGGUCUAUUUCCACAGCCGCACCCCCUUUCCCGACUCCCUCCCUCCCUCCCUCCCUCCCGCCUCCUUUCUCCAGCCCCUCCUCCCACUCGAGCUCCUCCUCCCUCCCUCUUUCCCCCGCCCAGCCCUCUCACGCCCCACCCCCCAAUAUCGUCGCCUCUCUGAGGCCCCGCCCCUUCCCGCCCCCGCCCCGUCCCCCUCCCCCGCCCGGGGCCUCCCCCGCAAUUCUCGGCGGCGCCGAGGGGGGCGCUCUGGGCUCGAGCUUAAGCUCGCUGGGCUCGGGGGCUCAGGCUCCCGGCUCGGGCGGCAGGAACCGCGGCAGGAGCAGUCACAGCGGGCAGGGGCCGCCUCUGCGGGGCUGGGGCCGGGGCUGGGGCCACAGCUGGAGAGCCGGAGCGCCGGAGCCGGGACCCAGAGGACGGACCUGGGACGGAGAGCAGAGGCAGCGGAGGCAGAGGCAAGAGCGCGGGCGGGGCAGGAGCGGGCCGGGCCGGGCCGGGCGGUCGGCGCAGCCCGAGCUCAGCUCGGGCUCCGCUCGGUCUCGGCUCCGGCUCCGCGCCCCAGCCCGCUGCCCUCGCUCUGCGGACUUCUCUCCCCGCCCCGGAGGCCGCCAUGGGGACCGCCCGGGGCCGCGCCCCCGCCCCGUCCCGCCCGCCGGGCCUCCUCUGAGCCGCAUGGGCCGGGCCACCCGCCCGCCCCGGGACCGGGACCCGCUGCCGCCACCGCCGUGCGGGUGA
Messenger RNA from Monodelphis domestica (gray short-tailed opossum), 867 nucleotides. NCBI's taxonomy places the organism in Eukaryota, Metazoa, Chordata, Mammalia, Didelphimorphia, Didelphidae. The record is from RefSeq and is a predicted model, not a curated record.